AUGCCACACUCCGCACAUUCGACGACGGGCGCGAAUACUCCAGACGAGCAAGAGUUGUCACAACGGUUCUGGAACACUAAUCAGGCCAAAGAGCGCUGGACGGAAGAAUGUCCCGAAUUCCUCAUAGGAACAAGCGAGAAGAAUAAAGGAAUACUAGCGAGGAAGGAUGAGGAGUUCAGGAGGCGUAGCUGGGAAGAGGCGAAGGAACUUGUUAGGACGAAUCGCAUCGAUCACUUCCAGCGCAGUGCGAGCCAACUGCGAGGGUAUCUCGAGUAUACGCACCAGCUGAAGAAGAAGCAUGGGAGUGUCCUCGCGUAUGUGCAGAAGUACAGGUUGAAGUGGGACAGCAUCACGCCCUCAGGGGAACGACCGUUUAAUGAUCCUGGGGAUUGGAAGGUGCUGUACAACGACUGGCCGUACUAUGUUGAUGAGGAGAUCACGCAUCUGGUUGUGUGGACGAAGUUUCUCAUAGAUGAGGAUGAGAACGGGGAGGUGCGAGAGGGUGGAAAGAGGGAUAUUGAGGAGUUUAUCAAGACCACGUUCUGUGCAGAUGGGAGGAUGGAGAGGGAUCGCAUUGUGUGGUUUAGGAAUUGGAAGAGCCUGAAGAGUGUGCAUGCUUUAGAGCAUUUCCAUGUCAUGCUUUAUAAAGCACCUAGAGAUCUGUUGGACGAGGUGACAGAGGGAGAUCGACCAACCUCGGAGAGCUGGACUUCAGGAGGUAGAUGA
Molecule: messenger RNA, 726 nt
Organism: Exophiala xenobiotica
Lineage: Eukaryota; Fungi; Ascomycota; Eurotiomycetes; Chaetothyriales; Herpotrichiellaceae
Exons: 3
Coding region: 1-726 (241 amino acids)
Biological process (GO): N-acetylglucosamine metabolic process
Cellular component (GO): cytoplasm
Source: RefSeq, a predicted model, not a curated record